This is a messenger RNA of Pogonomyrmex barbatus (red harvester ant), 1140 nucleotides long. It is a transcript of the gene Mp20, whose product is annotated as muscle-specific protein 20 transgelin. Gene Ontology annotation, biological process: actin filament organization. NCBI's taxonomy places the organism in Eukaryota, Metazoa, Arthropoda, Insecta, Hymenoptera, Formicidae. Gene Ontology annotation, molecular function: actin filament binding. Gene Ontology annotation, cellular component: actin cytoskeleton. The record is from RefSeq and is a predicted model, not a curated record.
GAAACGUAUAAAAAGCCACGUCUAGAAGCCGCGGCACUUCAGUCUUUUCAAAAAUAUCAUAAGGAUGGCUUUAGAACGUCAAGUGCGCGCUAAGAUUGCGGCGAAACGCAAUCCGGAACAGGAGAGGGAGGCGCAGGAAUGGAUCGAAACGGUCCUUGGCAAGAAAUUUCCUCCCGGUGAAACCUUCGAGGAUGUGCUCAGGGACGGCCAGGUCUUGUGCCAUGUGAUGAACAAACUCGCUCCUGGAUCCGUACCGAAAAUCAACACUUCCGGCGGACAAUUCAAGAUGAUGGAGAACAUUAAUAUGUUUCAAAAGGCGUUAAAGGAUUACGGGGUGGACGACGUUGACGUUUUCCAGACCGUAGACUUAUGGGAAAAGAAGGAUAUAGCUCAAGUAGUAACGACAUUGUUCGCACUUGGCCGAACGACAUACAAGCAUCCCGAAUGGAAAGGACCCUAUCUUGGACCUAAGCCAGCAGAGGAGUGCAAACGUGAAUUUACAGAGGAACAAUUGCGAGCUGGCGAGGCGGUGAUCGGUCUUCAGGCAGGUUCUAACAAGGGUGCAACCCAGUCCGGUCAAAGUAUCGGCGCCACCCGUAAGAUUCUCCUUGGAAAGUAAAUUGAAAAUUCGGCCUAGCUGCUUACAAGUCCUCCUUUCCACACUUUAGAGCUAAAACAUCAUAUACUUUUUUAUGUAUAUACACAUAAACACGUAUAUAUAUUUUAUUUUACUUUUGUAAUUAAAUGAUAAUGAAUCGCUGCUAUUUAUUCCCCUUCAUUUUACUUGAUGAGAUAACCACCGAUGGCCGCCAAUGUAUCUCAUCAUAGUAAACUCUAAUCUUUUUAUAGUUAGUCGAAAGGUAUAUCUUUGUCAAUUAAGCCAGCGAGCACAUUUGAUAAAUUUAUUAUAGUUAUGAUUAACGGAGAUUAUUAUCGUUAUUUAAUCAAUUUUCUUAUCUUUUCGCGCGUCGAGAUUCCAUGUCUUGAAAAAUGUUCAAGUGUCGAUGACAGGCGUAUGCGUUUCAAGGCAACAAAAAAAAAUUGUUAUUUAACUUUAGUUGAUUGCGCGCUUUGGAACAACGAAGUAAUUGUUAUCUAAAGAAUUCCAAAUAAAGUUCGUUCUAUCCAUCCGAGAUAAAA